CUUCGGCAGGUCGGCACUAUAUAACAACCGCCCCCCUCGCCGCUUCAGCUAAAUUGCUUUGUUCCAACACCAAGUGCAAGUGCAAGUGCAAGAAGCAAGCCUUACCUUACACUUACACGCCGCAUCCAUCGCUUUAAAUUUCUGGUGACUAGCCGUAGCAGUAACAUCAUCCAUUGGAGAGGAGGAGAGGAUGAGCUCGGUGUGCGCGAGGCCCGUGGGGUUCGCGGGAGGGGUGAAGUGCCAGCGGCGGGCGCGGGUGAGGGUCUCGGCCGUGGCGGCGGCGGCGGCGGCGGCGGAGAGGGCGGCGCCGACGACGAUGUACGAGGUGCUGGCGGUGGGGGAGGGCGCGGGGCCGGAGGAGAUCAAGGCGGCGUACAGGCGCGCGGCGCGGCGGUGGCACCCGGACGCGUGCCCGGGGGGCGCCGUGCGGUUCAUGAGGGCGCGCGAGGCCUACGAGGUGCUCUCCGACCCGGAGCGCAGGCGGGGCUACGACAUCCAGCUCCGCUGCGGCGGCUCGAGCGCGAUGCGGCGCGCGGGGUUCGCCGACUGGGAGGCGCAGCUCUCCGGCCUGCAGUGGCGGGCGGCGGAUCAGCGAGGGGAGACGUGGGGGAGCAGGGUGCGCGCCGCGUCCGCGUCCGGAGCGCAGACGUCGUGCUGCCGCUAGUCCAAUCCAAGCCGCGCCGGAUUUGCUUUGUUUUCCGUGGGAUUCGCGUGGUUAUUUAGUGAUGAAAUUGUAUUCCACGCGUUUCUCUGUCUGCGGUCUGGAUGUAUAGGAGACGCUAGUGCAGUGUAGAACUACCUGAAACCAUAAAAAGAAAGAAAAGAAGGGCACAGUCCACAUUUUGAUGCUUAAUUACUCA
Molecule: messenger RNA, 860 nt
Organism: Brachypodium distachyon (stiff brome)
Lineage: Eukaryota; Viridiplantae; Streptophyta; Magnoliopsida; Poales; Poaceae
Product: chaperone protein dnaJ 20, chloroplastic
Exons: 1
Coding region: 191-664 (157 amino acids)
Cellular component (GO): chloroplast
Source: RefSeq, a predicted model, not a curated record